Seriola aureovittata is the source of this 4744-nucleotide messenger RNA. RefSeq names its product calcium-independent phospholipase A2-gamma-like. Gene Ontology annotation, biological process: arachidonate metabolic process. Bases 1168 to 3858 code for a protein of 896 amino acids. Lineage: Eukaryota; Metazoa; Chordata; Actinopteri; Carangiformes; Carangidae. The record is from RefSeq and is a predicted model, not a curated record. The transcript is spliced from 9 exons. Gene Ontology annotation, cellular component: membrane.
AUUUCCUGUGAUACACAGUAUGUCAUAAUGAAGUUCAUUCAGGUUUAUUUGGAUAAAACUAUCAGGAAUCUGCCACUAGAUGUCACUGUAGGUCUAAAAUUAUAUCAACUCUGAAUGUGAGUGGAAAGUUCAGUAGAUUCUUACUUAUAGUAUCUGAGUGAAAUCAUUAAGUCAUUUGGACUAUAAAGGAAACUCAAAAACCUGAACUGACUGAAUUAGCAUGAUAUUUUUAAUCUGAAUCACUUCUCGUAAGUAAUUUCUGUGAGCUGGGUGGACAGAGUCCGACACUCAAGCCUCAGCCUCCUGGUGUGAGCUUGUUUCAUCAACAAUACACUGCGGUGCAGAACAGUGUGUGCUUGUGAAAGGUUAUGAGUUGUGGCUAUAUGACACUAAUGUUUACAAAACACACUGUGAUUCAAGGCAGACACUUUUCAGGCUGAUUUACAUAUUUUUUAUAUUUUGUUUUUCUUUUCUACAACAGCAAUCGUAAAUGACUAAAAUGUAUCGUAAGUGAGUCUUUAAAUUACAGCCUGCAAAUUACUGGGUGAUUAUUUAAUUGCAGGUAUCAAUAACAUACAGUCAAGCAUUACUGAAUUUUAUAAUAUCCAUAUACCACUUCAGUCUUGUAUCAUGUUUACCAUGAGGCCUGUGCACAGUUUCUAAGAAUUGAAGUGCGUCACAGACCUGUUUGUAUUGGAGGGAGGUGUUGUCUGUGUGUGGGAAUGUGAUUUGCUGUCAUGUAAGAAGCAGCUAACAUCGCCUUACUGAGACCCUUAAGUUAUCUCUCCCUCCCUAAUUUUAGACCUGUGCUUGGCAGUCAGCAGUGACAACACAUGACCCCUAAGCUUGUGUGGUUUUCCUGAACAUUGGUCGAGCUGGCCCACCCCUCUAGCUCAGCUCAACCAAUAAGAUUAGAGCUCUGCACGACAGAAGGAUUGAAUUAGGUGUCAAAACAUAGUAGAAAUAGUGUUUUUGACUGUCCGUCAGAAGUGAUGUACUACCUUUAUUACAAAGGACAGAAAAUUGGUUGAAGAGGAAGUGUAAAGAAAGAAGAACCAGGUGCUGUUUCGGAUUCUCGUUGAAUAUGCUCCUGUGGCAUAAAUCAAUGCAGGCUCAAGAGUGAUAUUUGGACUUUGAUUGAUUGCUGCUCACCACAUCAGGUCUAACAUGGGUCGCUACCUCAGCACCAACAUGUGUUCUGUGAACAGGACUUUGAGAUCAUACUGCAAAAUUAGGUACCUUAUGAGCCUUAUCAGAAGGCAUCCACAUCUAGCCAAAGCGCCGCUCUGCUCGGAUGUCCCCAGAUAUUCAGUGCUGUCACCUCCUCAGCUUUCCAGAUUUACAAGAAAAGACAAUUUUAAAAGUUCAAAACACAGUGAUACAGGCUCUACCUCUUACCACGUCCUCAGAAAUUUAAGCCAAGAGGUGAAUCAUCUUCAGAUUGUGCGUUUUUACUCAUCCUCUAAUAGGGAUGUAUUCAAAGCCAUUGGGGUCAUUGAGGAGGCUCAGAACAGUUUUCAUUCGAAUUCACUGCGUGAAUGUCUUGGUCAGCCAUUUAAUAGACUGUCCAGACACAUAAACAUUUAUUUCAAGAGGAAGGAUGUUGUACCUCUAACUGAAAAUGCCAGUUUCAUUGUCGCAACUCCAGAAUAUCUCGGCAGGUCACAGAGACGUAGUCAAAGUCAACGAGCAACCAGAGAACGAAAUGUAUCUGAGGGCAAAGACACAAUGCAGGUCUAUAAGUCCAAAGACAAACAGCAGGGCUCAGGAACAAGUCCGUCAACCCAGGAAAUGUCUGGACUGCAAUUAUUUCACAUCAGCUCUUUGGCAACAAGAUUUGGUGAGAGCUACAGUUACGUUGCUAAUCACAUUAACUCAGUCUUUUCCCGAGGUUUUGCAAAAGUUGAAUUGCAGGAGAAUGUGGAAACCAUGUCUUCCACCAGAGGGACACACAGGAGACAGCAAAGGAGAAAAAUGCAAAACACUUGUAUUCUGACCUCUAAAGAAGCUGAAAUGCCCUUAAUAAAACCCAGUGCUGAACAGGCAACAGUGGAAUCUAACAAUCUCUACCUUCACUUUGCAAGACACAUCAAUAAAUACUUUGGUGCCAAGGUUACUGAUGAAGUUCAGAACAGGAGAGAGCACCUUCUUGUGGAAAAAAAUAGCACUUGCAAAAACUGCUCAACAAAAUCUGCCUCACAAACUCAAGGUGCUACUUCACAGCUGAAGCAAGAGGCACCUAUCGUUCCUGAAAGUGAAGGCCUUUUCCACAGCAGCCAUAUUACAACUAGCUUUGGGGAGAGCCAUUUCCAAAUGGCAAGUCACAUUAAUCAGUAUUUCAAGGGUCAAAGGGGACAGGAUGAGGAUACUGAAAACCUUCUAAUAAAGAUGGACCUUGGAUCCGCUACCUCUGAGAGACUUAAGACCGUCACCUUUAUGGACUGCCUUCGCCAUCCCACGAGUGCCAUCCCUGACUUGCUGGGUGCUUAUCUAAAGCUGAGACCGUUGACCCAGGCUAGUAAGCCCAAACUUGCCAUGACUUCACCAGCAGCAAUAUUAAGUAAAAAGCUUGUCUUGAGUCGGAGACAGGCAGAGGAAAUCACACGUGGAUUGAUUGGCAGUCUGGGACUUGCUUCAUCUCCAGGAGCUCUGAUUGCUUGUGUGGAGGCACUCAAUGAACACCUUAUCCGUUACCCCUCCUGCAAAGCUGUAAUGUGGCAGGAGAAAAUUGCUGUCACAUUGUUGAGAAAGCGACGAAACUACAGAGACGACCAGGUGCUUCAGAGUGCCGUUAGAGAAACCUUGGCUCUAAUUGGCUACGUGGAUCCAGUCAAAGGUUGUGGCAUUAGAGUGCUUUCAAUUGAUGGUGGUGGCACAAGAGGUGUGGUGCCUCUGCAGGUGUUAAAGCUACUGGAAGAUGAGACAGGGAGAAAGAUCCACCAGCUGUUUGACUACAUCUGUGGAGUGAGCACAGGCGCCGUUCUAGCCUUCAUGCUGGGUCUGGCCCAUUUUUCUCUAGAGGAGUGUGCUGACAUGUAUCGUCGAUUUGGCUCUGAAGUGUUUCGGCAGAACCCGCUGGUUGGCACCAUGAAGAUGGGCUGGAGUCACUCCUACUAUAACACUGAGACAUGGGAGACAAUAUUACGAGAAAAGCUGGGAAAUAGAGUGCUUAUUAAAACAGCCAGAGAGGAGUCAAGUCCCAAGGUUUCAGCAGUAAGUGCUGUGGUAAAUUGGGGUACCAGUCCUAAGGCCUUUGUCUUUCGCAACUACAACCACAAACCAGGCUCUCUCAGCCGCUACGCAGGAGGCUCAGCCUACCAGAUGUGGCAGGCAGUGAGAGCAUCGUCAGCUGCUCCAGGAUACUUCCAAGAGUUCCCUUUAAAAAGUGAUAUUCACCAGGACGGAGGAAUUCUCCUCAACAACCCCUGUGCCUUGGCCGUCCACGAAAGCCGUCUGUUGUGGCCCAAUCAGCCCUUCCAGUGUGUGUUGUCCCUUGGCACAGGUCGCUAUGACAAUGCUAAGAGGGGUCCUGCCACCUCCACUAGCCUGAGGGCGAAAAUCAGCAAUCUGAUCUGCAGUGCCACUGACACUGAAGGGGUUCACACCCUUUUAGAUGACCUGCUUGCUCCAGACGUCUACUUCCGCUUCAACCCCAUGCUGAGUGGUGAAGUGUCCCUGGAUGAGAGCCGACCGGGGCCCCUGGACCAGUUGCAGAGAGACACCCAGACCUACCUGGAGAGAAACCGGCCCAAGCUGGCCAGGCUGUGUUUGGUGCUCGGGGCAGAGCGCUCAGCUGCAUGCAGAACUAAAGACUGGAUGAGUGAGAGAGCCUGGGAGAUGAAGCAGAGAUGGGUAUGAGUGGGUAUAAGCAUAUUCAAUGCACAGAUGCACACAUACACAGGCUGUGUACAAAACAACAGAAACAACUUGGCUGUUGUACGCCUGUAUGUAAAUACAAAUUUGGUGAAAUGCACAAUAUGUUUGCUGUUGAGACCUCGACUCAGAAAUCAUUUUUAGCCAUGCUAGCAGUGUUGCUCUAUGGAUGACGAUGUCAGUGUGUUGGUUAGUCCACCACUUUGUUUCAAAGGAUUAUCAAUCUUGAAUAACAACAAAUGGACCACUGUUAUUUAGAUAAUCAUGUUCCCCAGAUGAUAAUUCCUAAAGGCUCUUGUGAUCCCCAGAUUUUUCCUUUUAGCACCACAAUGAAAGUGAAUUUUGCAGUCUGAUGUGAAAUGUCUCAACAGCUGAUGGUUGGAUUGCCAUGCACCUUGUUUCCACUUUAGAGGAGGUGGAACAAUCAUCAUCAUUUAUAAGUGAUUUUUGAAUUGAAUACAGUACAAAGAAGCCAGACGGUUGCUGAAUCUUCUGAGCUUCAUCAAAUUAGUCAAGAUCAUUAUAAGAUUGUAUUGUAAGAAGUUUCUGUUUUUUUCCGCUCCCUGGUGUCUCUGUACCAGAUCAAUACAAUGUUGGCAACAGGUCUCACAUACCAUUCAAGUGAAUGGGAAAGUCUGUCCAAACUUUUGACUGAUACUGUACAUAUAACAUAUUGUUUUACUUCUAUACAUAGAUGCACAGAACAAACAUGCACUCGAAAUAAGCACUCUCAUGCACUUUGUUUAAAACACUUUUCAGUGUUGUUGACAGCAAUAUAAGUUAUAUAUAAUGCCACAUUAUGUUUUUGUAUGAUGUUGUAUGAUUUUGGCAUUAAAUUAGUAUAUGUCUAAAAUAAAUUUAUAUUUAUGAA